CUAGCUAAAAAACACGAGUGAAAAAUGACCAGUAGGGAAAUGAGGGGGUGAAUCUACUUUAUUAUUUUGCUAGUUGCACAACGAAUAUCAUUGUCUCUUAAAUAUUAAUGUUAAAAAUCAUCCAGGUGAUGUGAUGUCGUUCCCUCAACCCAAACCCCAGGCUCCUCAGCUUCCUCAACAUCUACUCAGGACCAUUGACUGUAAACAAGGAGCUGUCAGGGCCGUUCGGUUCAAUGCUGAUGGAGACUACCUACUGUCUUGUGGCAGUGAUAAAUCCUUAAAGUUGUGGAGUGUGACCCGGGGGACCUUGUUGAAGACAUACAGUGGUCAUGGAUAUGAAGUGCUGGAUGCUGAUAGUUCCUAUGACAACAGCCAGAUUUGCUCCUGUAGCUCUGACAAGACAGUGAUUCUGUGGGAUGUUGCCACAGGGCAGGUCACACGCAAGCUCAGAGGACACGCCGGGAAAGUUAACUGUGUGCAGUUCAAUGAGGAGGCAACAGUAAUGCUGUCUGGAUCCAUAGAUGGAACAGUACGGUGCUGGGAUACCAGAUCCAGAAGAUUUGAGCCAAUCCAAGUUCUAGAUGAAGCACGUGACAGCAUUAGCAGCAUCAAAGUGGCACAACAUGAGCUGCUUACUGGUUCGGUGGACGGCAGAGUGAGGCGCUAUGACCUGAGAAUGGGACAACUGCAUGUAGACUUCAUCGACAGUCCCAUUACAUGUGUGUGCUUCAGUCAGGAUGGUCAGUGUACACUGAGCUCCAGUUUAGAUUCAACAGUAAGACUUCUGGACAAAAGCACUGGUGAAAUGCUGGGAGAGUAUACAGGACACAAAAUGAAGGGUUACAAGCUGGACUGCUGUUUGUCAAGUAAAGAUACUCAUGUCUUAAGUUGCUCAGAGGAUGGAUAUGUUUACUGCUGGGAUCUAGUGGAGGGGUCUUUGUCCUUAAAGCUGCCAGUGGGGAAAGCAGUUGUCCAGUCAUUGUCCUUCCACCCCACAGAGACCCUGCUCCUCACAGCCAUGGAGGGGCGUGUUCAGGUGUGGGGGGCAGAGCCAGAGGAGACAGAGGAUGAUGCAGUGGUCACAUAGAGGGGUGAAAAUAGUCAAUUGUGACUGCUUUAUGUUCAGAGGACCUUGCUUUCUUUUAGGCGACUACGAUGUUCUCAUCAAAUUGAUGAACUUCAUGGUGUCGUGAAAAUAUUACUGGAAUAUGGCUUCUAAUUCUAGGUUUGCAGCUGGAAUAAGGAGUAAAUUGUAAGUGAUUUCCAGCAGAGAUUUUAUCCUGUUGUACAAGAUAUUUUAAAAUUCGGCUAUUGCAUUAGGUUGAUGAUUAGGAACCUUUAUGGGCCUGGAAAAAAAGGAAAAGAUACUGAUCUUUACACUGAUUGUGUUGUGUGAGUCAGAUGUGUAAUAGCACAAACCAAGUUACGGAAUCGGAAGCCUCAGCUUGUUAAAUAAAAGCAACUCAUUUGCUGUUUGUCUGUCUUAUCAGCUUUAUUUGUGGCUCUUUAAACAAGAUUUAUUUUUAUAGAGGUGAAACAUACCAGCUGACAAAAAUUACAGACUUGAACAUGGGCUCAAAUAUAAUUUUAAUAAUUAAGUGUUUUACUAUAGUCACGGAAAAACAACUGAGUGUGAAACAUUUUUACUUUUAAUACAAAACCUGGAAUAAACCAUGAAAAGUAAA
This is a messenger RNA of Melanotaenia boesemani (Boeseman's rainbowfish), 1685 nucleotides long. It is a transcript of the gene wdr83, whose product is annotated as WD repeat domain containing 83. Bases 134 to 1087 code for a protein of 317 amino acids. The transcript is spliced from 10 exons. Gene Ontology annotation, cellular component: catalytic step 2 spliceosome. NCBI's taxonomy places the organism in Eukaryota, Metazoa, Chordata, Actinopteri, Atheriniformes, Melanotaeniidae. The record is from RefSeq and is a predicted model, not a curated record. Gene Ontology annotation, biological process: mRNA splicing, via spliceosome. Gene Ontology annotation, molecular function: protein binding.